AUGGCACAAUCCACUCCUCGAGUUUGGUUGAUUACCGGUUCUUCCUCUGGGUUCGGCAGGGCGAUGACGGAAGAGGUAUUGCGCAACGGUGAGAUUGCCGUCGCAACUCUGCGCAAGCCCUCCGCCCUUGAUGAUCUCGUUGCUAAAUAUCCGCGCACUCAGCUCCUAGUACUCCCUUUGGACGUGACCAAUGAAGCGCAGGUAAAAUAUGUCUUCGCACAGGUUAAGAAUGCCUUUGGGCACAUCGAUGUUGUGUAUAACAAUGCGGGGCAGGUGAUUUAUCAAGAGUUGGAGGGGACGCCAUUGGACCGUGCCAGGGCACUAAUGGAUGUCAAUUUCUGGGGCGCCGUAACGGUGAGCUUUGAGGCGGUUAGAUUCUUCAGAGAGGAGAACCCAAAGGGUUAUGGGGGGAUGCUCGUUCAAGUAUCGAGCCUGGCAGCGACCGCAGGGGUCCCUCUGCUCGAGUUCUAUAACAAUACGAAAGCAGCCUUGGAUUCGUUCACCGAGGUCCUGGCACAGGAAGUGCUUCCUGCUUGGAACAUUCGUGUAAGUAACUGA
Suillus subaureus is the source of this 558-nucleotide messenger RNA. RefSeq lists its product as uncharacterized. The transcript is spliced from 4 exons. Lineage: Eukaryota; Fungi; Basidiomycota; Agaricomycetes; Boletales; Suillaceae. Gene Ontology annotation, molecular function: oxidoreductase activity. The record is from RefSeq and is a predicted model, not a curated record. Bases 1 to 558 code for a protein of 185 amino acids.